This is a messenger RNA of Argentina anserina (silverweed cinquefoil), 1884 nucleotides long. Its product is annotated as protein S-acyltransferase 8. Gene Ontology annotation, biological process: protein targeting to membrane; peptidyl-L-cysteine S-palmitoylation. Gene Ontology annotation, cellular component: Golgi apparatus; endoplasmic reticulum. Bases 210 to 1508 code for a protein of 432 amino acids. Lineage: Eukaryota; Viridiplantae; Streptophyta; Magnoliopsida; Rosales; Rosaceae. The transcript is spliced from 5 exons. The record is from RefSeq and is a predicted model, not a curated record. Gene Ontology annotation, molecular function: protein-cysteine S-palmitoyltransferase activity.
CGCCUAAAUCUUCCCACAUCCCCAUUUUGAUGCGCGAAACCCAACGUCGGAUUUCUGCGUUUCAAUCACCGAGAGUGUGGGGUUUGAGUGUCGUUUUGGAUUCCGGUGGGCUUUUGGGGGUUUUCGUUAAUGCGAUGAACGCCCACAAGUUCCAAAUCUUCGAUUCUGUUCCGGCCUAAGUCUCUGCCCAAGCGCGUUGCGGUUCUCUCAUGGCAAAGCGCGUCUUCCAAGUCUGGAAAGGAAGUAAUAAAUUCAUUUUUGGUGGAAGGUUGAUAUUUGGGCCGGAUGCCAGGUCACUGCUUGUCACACUGCUGUUGAUCAUUGCUCCAGUUAUCAUCUUUUGCAUAUUUGUCGCAUGGCAUCUUCGUCAUGAAUUUCCAUCAUAUAAUGCAGGAUAUGCCAUUCUGGUGGUUGCGAUUGUAUUUACCAUAUACGUGUUGGUGCUUCUUUUUCUUACUUCAGCCCGGGACCCUGGGAUUAUUCCUCGAAAUUCACAUCCACCCGAGGAGGAGUUUCGUUAUGAUUCCUCAGUGUCUAUUGAUGCUAGCGGAAGACCAGGGAGUGGUAAUGUUGGUGGGAGACAAACUCCAAGCCUUCAAUUCCCUAGAACUAAAGAAGUGAUGGUCAAUGGGCUUCCUGUAAGAGUGAAGUAUUGUGACACAUGUAUGCUAUAUCGCCCUCCUCGUUGUUCUCAUUGUUCUAUCUGCAACAACUGUGUGGAGCGCUUUGAUCACCACUGCCCUUGGGUGGGGCAAUGCAUUGGCCAGUGCAACUAUCGGUUCUUCUUUAUGUUUGUCUCUUCGGCAACUCUUCUCUGCAUCUACGUGUUCUCAAUAUCCGCUCUCCACAUUAAGAUUUUGAUGAAUGAUCAUGACGGGACAGUUUGGAAGGCAAUGAAAGAAUCUCCUGUGUCAGUCAUACUAAUGGCCUAUUGUUUCAUUUCACUUUGGUUUGUUGGUGGACUGACUGGCUUCCAUUUGUACCUUAUUGGUACCAAUCAGACUACUUAUGAAAACUUCAGGUACAGAGCGGAUAACAGGAUUAAUGUUUACAAUCGUGGCUGUGUAAAUAACUUUCUUGAAGUAUUUUGCACAGAAGUAAAACCCUCACGGAAUAACUUUCGGGAUUUUGUUGAAGAGGAAGCGCAAAGGCCACCCCCUUUGCCCACUGCACGGGAAGCAGAACCAGAUGAUUCGGGUGGGGAUCCACGGUCAAAGGUAGAGGAUGAUUUAGAUAUUGGUGAAGAUCUGUUGAAGAUUUCCCAGCGUCGUAAUAUUGAAGAGAUUGAUGAGGACAUACGCAGUAGAGGGAGCAAUGGACCGCAUAAUGCCUUGGAAGCAGACUCUGUCCUUGGUUCAGAUCACCGCACUCCAACCAUUCGAGCUGAUGCUAGACACUCGAGUUGGGGAAGGAGUGGGAGCUGGGAAAUUGCGCCAGACGUCCUUGCUAACGAAAAUGUCACUGAAAGUAGAAGUCAUGUCACAUCACAGGAUGCACGUCACUUAUGAGUGGGUUGUGACUUUGCGUAAUUGAUUUUUGAGAUGACAUGCACUAGGGGACCUGUGACUGAGCGCCGCGAGUAUUGGAUGUUGAUUUCCAGGGUUGGGGUUGGGACGGAAAAUGCCAUUGACCAGAGACUUAAAAUUAUGCCGAGGGGAGUUGAAUGUAUUCCCUGUAGGUGUACAACGUACAUGACUUUAUUUUUUGUUGUGAGAUUGUUUGUUUCCAUUUAUUUCACAUAGAAUAGGAAGGUGUGUUUGUAAUUGUUUUGGGAAUGAAGGGGAUAGUGUCAUGGCCAUUUUUCAUAUAAUAUUCUUUUCCGUUUUCACUCACUAUUUUUAUACCUGUGUUACUCGUUGAAGGUGAGUCUUUGUUUGUCUGAGA